Sycon ciliatum is the source of this 1181-nucleotide messenger RNA. RefSeq lists its product as uncharacterized. The transcript has 3 exons. Lineage: Eukaryota; Metazoa; Porifera; Calcarea; Leucosolenida; Sycettidae. Bases 119 to 487 code for a protein of 122 amino acids. The record is from RefSeq and is a predicted model, not a curated record.
UUCAUUGUUUAAUCUUCUUCAAACUUUUGAAAGACGAAGGACGUACCUGAGUGCUGACCAGUCGUAGCUGUUUGUCUUGCUGGAUAACACCCAGAAGUAGUUCAGGCAACGUUGCACCAUGAGUCAUACACAAUUGAGCAGUGCGGCGUCGAAGCUGGUCCGUCUUCUUCAGACAUCGACUGGACGUCAGGCUGUAUGUAAGCCGACACAGUACUUGAAGAACACAGUCCAACAGUACACGAUGCUGGAGAGUAGUGCUGCUAUUCAAGAUGCCACUCGCACUUGUCUAGCAUACUCAACUAUGCUAGAUGCUGUGAAGGAGCAACAGGAGUUGGAUGAGAAGUAUGGCAAGGGCGAGCAGUCGAUAAAGGCUAGUGCGCAUCGCGUUGGUUUGGAGUUGCCUAAGGCGUAUGAGGAGAGUGCACCUAGUGAUGCCAGUGCUAACAAUACUAGUGACUCGUCAAGCAGUAAGACUGGAGAGACAUGAGCCAUUCGGCCAUCGUUGUUCACUGUAAAGGUACAAUGCGUGGUGUUAGUCAGAGGAACAGUGCUGCACUGGUGUGACCAAGCAGAUGGAACCCGGCCUUGCAUACCAGACUGAUCAUGCUCGUUCACGGAGGUACUGUGCGAUCAGGACUGCUGCCUUGCUCACAGUAAGUGCUGUGUGCUUGCUGUGUCUGUGUUGUCACCGCGUGGUGCUGUUUCCAAUGUGCUGAUCUGUGCGCACAAGCACACUGUACAACAGCAUUACUAUCCUCUGGCGUAUCAGGUGUGUGCAUGCAACAGCCCAACACAGUACACUACUGUACAUCACCCUGCUGGACAUGUAGUAGUACUAGUAGGUCAGUGAAGAAAUACUGCUCAUGAGUGGUGUACUUUGAAGAUGGUCCAGAACUCACUGUGCUAGUCAAGACACCAGUGCUGUCAUGUACAUACCUUUGUCAUUGGUCAUGGUUCAGCAGUGCUCAACUACUUGCCCUGGUAGACCUCCCAGUGAGGCUGUUGACUUAGAUUUGUUCAGUGCAGUGAAUGCCCCGACUGCAGUGCACACUGCAUGAAAUAGUCAGUUUUGCAAGUACCACCAGUAACUUACUUUAUUCUAUUUAUCACCAGCCUUGUUGGCUGUCAAUACUCUGCUGUUGCUGCUGCUGGCUGCAAUUCAGAACUGCGUCCUUGAUUUA